GUUACUUUGGAGGGGAGGGUCGUGGGGAUGUUCGAAAAGAGGCGUCGGAGAAAGCCCAAAAGCGAUUUGUGGGAGAGUCGGGAAACGAGUGGCUAUAUCAUUCCAUCCAGCAUAUUGAAGAAACAUAUUCCGACAUACCUAGAACGACUCCGACGGCAAACUUAUACACAUUUUCUUUGCAAACUUUGAUCCCAUAUUGCAAGUUCUAGUUCAGCAUCAGCAAGAGUCGCGGAUUGCCCUAACGGAGAACAUAGCACUCGGGCUAUCAGACCUGGCAAUAACCAUGGCGAUCUUUCCGACCUUCCCAGAUCUCAGUGGCAAGGUCGCCUUAAUCAUGGGCAUCGGCCAAACCCAAAUUCCCGACUCCAAGAUCUGGGGAAAUGGAGCUGCCAUUGCCCGGGCAUUAUGUGCAAAUGGGGUCCUCGUAUUCGGAUGCGAUAUCAGCCUUUCUGCUGCGGAAUUCACAGCUUCCCGCCUGCAUGCUGAAGGAGGAACCUGUGAUGUUAUGACCGCGAAUGUAACCUCCAUCUCAGAUGUCCAGAAGGUGGUUGACGCAGUCAUGGCAAAAUAUGGCCGAAUAGACAUCCUGAUCAACAACGUGGGAAUGACGGCGCCGGGGAGCCCAUCGACAAUGAAAGAGGAAGUCUGGGACGCGCAGAUCGACCUGAACCUGAAAAGUGUGUAUCUUGGGUGCCAUAUUGUUCUCCCCAUCAUGGAGAAGCAAGGCUCCGGCGUCGUUAUCAACAACGCAUCGAUAGCCGGAGUCUCGUACAUUGGAAAACAUCAAAUCGCGUACGCAUCUGCUAAGGCUGCGAUAAUACACUUUACGAGAGUGACAGCAGUCAUGUACGCGCCGAAGGGGAUUAGGAUGAAUUGUGUAGUUCCAGGGCUAAUGUACACGCCACUCGUCGAGAACCUAGGGAAGAGCAAUAGGGAAGAGGAUAGGGAAGUGUUCAGGAAGAUUACCCAGCAUAACGUGCCGUUAGGCAGGAUGGGGGAGGCGGAGGAUGUUGCCAAUACAGCGCUGUUCUUGGCUAGUCAAGCUGCGAAGUAUAUCACUGGCCAGCCACUGAUUGUGGAUGGUGGAAUUACGAGCCAGACGGGGACGGGGAUGUAGAAAGAAGGAAGGGUAGCACUGGGCAAGUGAAAAUUUGGAAUACGGUCCUAUUAAUCAACCUAGUCUUGCAAUUGGAUUGUAUUGCCUAGUAACGUCAAUCCUCUCGUCGCGAAACGCACGGUAUAGCGAAACGGAUUUGCUUUUAAGAUAUCUUAAGGCCUUUCCCCGCGAAGAUAUAGAGCUAUGAUUAAUAUUCAAUAUUCUG
Lindgomyces ingoldianus is the source of this 1322-nucleotide messenger RNA. RefSeq names its product putative short chain type dehydrogenase. The transcript has a single exon. Lineage: Eukaryota; Fungi; Ascomycota; Dothideomycetes; Pleosporales; Lindgomycetaceae. The record is from RefSeq and is a predicted model, not a curated record. Gene Ontology annotation, molecular function: oxidoreductase activity, acting on the CH-OH group of donors, NAD or NADP as acceptor. Bases 284 to 1117 code for a protein of 277 amino acids.